CGCGCCACGAACCCUGGCACGACUCUCCAAGACAUGCGGUUUCUCAAUGGUAUGGCCAGCGCCUCAUGGAUUCGCACGGGCUUAUGGAGGGUGAAAGUGAGAGUUUGGACAUCUCAAGCCUGAAAUAUGCAGUUCUUCAGCCAAGGCAGUUCGAUUCAGAAGAGAGCCAAUUCCUCCAACACCGACAGCCAGAUGUGACCGCGGCUACAUAUGCGAAGUUCUCACAGAGCCAACCUGCUACGCGGGUCGCAGCCUCAAGUUUACCGGAUACCGUCCCCGGUCUCGCCGGCACCGUCCCCGAUUCUCAACAACUAUUACCCUUCGAUGUCGGCCCUGAAGAUCGACUUGGUUCCCUCCCACCUGCGGUAGCGCUAAGCAAGGCCGUGUCAGCGAUACAGAAGAUGAACAGUCAAGGCAGCGAUGCCGCGACACAAGAAUUGUCGCCGUCACAUUUCGAGUCCAUUCUCAACACCCGAAGUCGAAGUGUGGUGCAAUACCAUGGCCCAACGCAGGAUGGGGACGAAGAGGAAGAGGGAAACGGUGAAACGCAGAUGACGCUGCAUGAAGGCGAUGAAGGGCAUAUCGACAUUGUAUCCAGUCUUGUUUCGCCGCUCGCGAGGGGCCAGGCCAAAGAUUUGGAUUCGGAUCCCGUGGACUUUUCGCCGUCGCAGAGCCAACGGGCCCUCUCUCAAUUCCCCGAGUCACAGCGGUUCAAGACGCCUGCCACGGCUGGAAAGAAGAGGAGACACAAUGGCGAAACUGUCGACAGUCCCGCAUUGCCUCGGAAUCCUCUGCUCUUGCGAGGCAGUGCUGAUGACAAUGAUGCAGCCGUGAUGGGAUUGAGCCAGGCAUUUGCAGCAACCCAAGCCAACACCUCGCCUUUCGUCGGCAACGGCGCCCUUCCAGAACUUCCGUCUGACCGUCCUUCUCCUAAAAUUCAACUCCAGCCCCGACCUGUCACGGCUGCCAGCUCGUCGCCUAACAUGCGACCCAUUUCUACGCCGUUUCAGCGAGCCUCGACCGAACCUGCCGCACGCUAUGUUUCUAGCAAGGAGUCACAAGCCGAGCGAGGGGAGCGCCAGGCUAAAAUACGACAACAGGAGCUGGUGAUGAAUGGAGAAGAAUCUGACGACGGGUUUGAUGACGAGCCAAGCUCAAUGACCAGAUAUCGUCGAGAACGACAAAUCGAACAGCGGAUCCGUGCAACUUUCCAACGAUUGUCGUCUCCUCGACCGAGGUCUGCGCGUGGUGCGUCUGUGCCAAAGUCGUCACCUAUUAGGUCGCGAACGCAUCGGUCAUCGGAUGUGAAGUUGAGCAAGGCCAAGCGAACAGAAGUCGAUGGGGAUUCGAAUUCCAGUUCCCCUGCCCCUUCAAGCCCUGUCCGACCAGGCGGAGAGAGUGAAGAGGAAACCGAGCAAGAAGACGAUAGUCAAAUUGCCGUCAGGCGGUCAAGUCAAGUUCGUGGCAGUCUUCCAGACGAAGAUAAGGAGAAUUGUUCGCAAGGUGGCAGUCAGAUACCUGAGACUGCAGCACGGCUUCUCCGUGUCAUGACAGAGCUGCCUGCACAGGUUCAGGAUAGUCCUUUACUGCGACGCGAAAGAGGGCCGAACGUGACAGCAGACCGCUCUACAGUACCCCUUAGCUCUGGACUAUUUGCUGUUGCGGAUUCUCAACCAUCACAGCCUCAUGGACAGCAGCAUCUCCCAGCUACCCGGGCACCCAAGUCUACGGAUGGUGAAGGAGGAGUUGAGCGUGUCCCGCAGUCUCCGUCGGGGUCACCGCAGCCCACGGAAGUGCCGUCCAAGGACGGCUCUGAGCAACAGAGAACUGGUGGAAAGCCUACCGACUCUGCGAGUCACGACGUCGAUGAUGCAGAUGCCGGUACAGACCAAGCACCCUCAUCGCGUCAGCAACCGCGCAGUACCAUUCCUGAGACUAGCUCGAAUGAACAGGGCCAAACAUCUAGAUCCACUGGAAAGACGGGCGAAAAGGAGCAAUCUUCUGACAGCCGUGGCCAGUUUGAAACAGCUCAAUCUCGACUUCCUCCAUCCUCUGCAGGUACCGGUCAAGAGAAUGCAUUACAAUUGAGCAGCCCGCCCAUCGCCACUACUCCUCCUGGCUAUCGACGGAGACGUCUAGCCGAAAUUGCAGGCGAACCAUCCCCAUUGAAGUCUCAGGUGAGCUUCAAUGCCAGUGAUGCCCUCAAAAUCGACCAGAAUUUCCUGAGCCCCCUGCAGAAAUCCCCGAUGAUGGAUCUGACAGCUGUCGAGGUGAUACCGAUGCCUCCCUCGCCUUCUCGUGGUGUGGAUGUUGAUCAGAGUGCGAACGAACAACCACAGACAGCAGAGGAUAGACCAAAACCAUACGAAGAUGACAUCAACAAUACUCAUGCAAAUACCUCAGACUCUGAAGAUGAAGCGCCCCGGCCUGGCGGUCGAGUAGAAAAGCCAGUAUCAAGCUCUCUACGCCGAGAGAGAAAACCAUCGGCCAAAUUGGUGGCAACUUUGGAGUCUCACAGCAAGACGCCGCGCACGGUUUCCACAUCUAGACGCGCAACAUGGGACUUGGAUGCGUCUCCUCCUCAGACGUCUGUGCCGGUUGUCAAAAGCUCGAAGCUUAAGCGAAAAGCUGACCCUUGCGAAGACCCACAAUCUGCAACCAAACGUUCUCUAACCAAGCGACUCAAGUCGGUAAAAGACAAGCUCUCACCCAGAACUGCUGUGGUAAGCGAAACGCACCAUGAGCAACCCCAAACAUACCCCCAGGAGCGUCCAGUGUCGGCUGCGGCCGCAAGCGGCGAGCAAGGUCAUGAUCCUGCUCACCCAGUCGCGCCGCCUGCAGCCACGACAGAGUCGAUUGUCGCCCCAAACAUGGUAUUUGCAGCUUUCAACGGCAAGACCAUCGCAUACUACCCUGCUCUAUGCCUGGGUCCGGCCAAUGCAGAACAUACUCGCUUCCGGAUCCAAUGGGAAGGCUACGAUCCAGACGAGAUUGACGAACAUGGGAUUCGCGCCCUGGAUCUCCAAAUUGGCGACCAGGUCAAAGUCAAUAUGGAUGGGUUUCCGAAAGUGUCGUAUGUGGUUCGCGGGUUCAAGGACAAAGUGUCGGAGGUUGACGACCAGGCUCCGCCGGAGAUGACAAUCACAGACAGACAGGGACACAAGACUCUGCUUGUGGCGCCGAAGCAGCGCAAAAGCCUUCCGACAAACAUGUCUACGGACGCCGUCAAGGAAGUGCCUGUCUCGGCGAUCUAUCUCGCCAGCAACAUGUGGGGACAGAUGCGAGACCGAGUGUACAAAUACAAAGAUUCUGCGGAAGUUGUAGGAGUAGGACCGACAUUAUCGUCAUCUGCCAUAUCAACACCCAGAGAACGACGAUCUUCGACUCCGACCACACCGUCGUCACGGAACCGUCGCAAUGUGGCCGUGGUGAUCCCGUCAAUGCCCACCGGUACAUCCGGUCUAGGAGGGGCAGCAGCACCACCACAGCAGCCGCUUGUUGGUGUCCAACGCGACGGAAUAUUUGCCAACAUGGCCUUUGCCAUUUCUUAUGAGGAUCAAGCCCGCAAAUCGUCACUCGUCGACCUCAUCCAAGCCAACGGCGGGGUGAUUUUGGAUCAAUCGUUUUUGGAUCUCUUAGAGCCAGAUUCAAUUGACCUCAAACCUCAGUUUGCCGACUUGUCGUUUACCGCACUGCUGACGGAGCGCCACUCCCGAAAGGAGAAGUACAUGCAGGCCCUGGCGCUGGGCUUGCCUUGUCUCAGCGGGAAAUGGGUCGAGGCAUGUAUGCGCGCGAACCGCCCCAUGGAUUGGACAACGUACCUUUUGCCAGCCGGUGAAAGUGCCGAACUUGAUGGAGCAGUGAAAUCGAGAAUUUUGAAUGCUGCUGUUGCUGCUACAGUCAACAACAACAACAAUGCCGCGAAUGACGACGUUGCAACGACCACAGUCAAAGUUAAAGAUAUGAUCUUGGCUCGACCCAACAUCCUAGCCGGCUCACGAGUUAUUGUUGUGAUGGGCACUGGCAGUGGCAAUGGCAACGGCAACAACAGUGCAGCCCUCAGAGGGAAAAAGAGCGCCAAGGGUAAUGGUGGCAGAUUUACGAAAGCAAACGUAAAAGGCAAAAAAGCAGCCGAAGCCCGAACGGCCCAAGCUCGACGCAAACCGUAUCUCUUCCUCAUUCGAGCGCUGGGCGCAGCUACGAUUCAAACCGAGCCGGAUCUGGUUUCUGCAAAGACAAGACUUGUUGAGGAGCAGGGCUCGACGUCAAAGGCGAAGACGAAUGCGAAUGCGAAACCCACUGACAAUUCGAAGAUUCAAUCCAGAUCAUCUCGCACAUACACAGCAGCAGCGGGGAAGAAUGAUGCCAACGACCACGACGGCGACGGUGUUACUGCUGGUGGAGAUGGUGACAAGGAUGGUCAGGUAGGCUUCGACGCGACAAAGACGACAACUACUAGUACUACUACAGCUGCUGCUGCCACUACUGCCCCUGGUGUUACCAAUACCUGGGUCUUUGUCGACGAUGCAGACGUCACUGCCGCCAGGACUAUGUUCGCAGGCCUUGGACAUGAUGGCAAUGGCAAUGUCAAGGUCUUGUGUAAUGAGGAUCUCGUGCAGACGUUGAUCCUGGGGAAAUUGUGGAUAGGAUAGGAUAGGAUAGCCUGGAUCCGAUGGGGUGGGCGAGAUGAAUUAAUUGUUCUCUGUUGGUCUACUUUAGCUGACUCUUGAGUACGCAUCCACCAUUCCAAUACCGUCCCAUCAUGGACUCGAUGCAAGCUGUACUGUACAUUAGGAUAUCAACCAGUACCGUUUUCAGACCAGUGUUUCACUAAACUCUCCUAGUCAAUGGGACCAGAAGUCGUACAAAACCGGCACUGCAAGCUGCUUCUUCAUCCAG
Messenger RNA from Exophiala dermatitidis NIH/UT8656, 4899 nucleotides. Its product is annotated as DNA repair protein RAD9. NCBI's taxonomy places the organism in Eukaryota, Fungi, Ascomycota, Eurotiomycetes, Chaetothyriales, Herpotrichiellaceae. The record is from RefSeq and is a predicted model, not a curated record. Gene Ontology annotation, molecular function: histone binding. Gene Ontology annotation, biological process: positive regulation of transcription by RNA polymerase II; DNA damage checkpoint signaling. Gene Ontology annotation, cellular component: nucleus. The transcript is spliced from 2 exons. Bases 66 to 4652 code for a protein of 1528 amino acids.